Messenger RNA from Myotis brandtii (Brandt's bat), 2062 nucleotides. RefSeq names its product G protein-coupled receptor 18 (gene GPR18). Gene Ontology annotation, cellular component: membrane. Bases 275 to 1270 code for a protein of 331 amino acids. Gene Ontology annotation, biological process: positive regulation of Rho protein signal transduction; phospholipase C-activating G protein-coupled receptor signaling pathway. NCBI's taxonomy places the organism in Eukaryota, Metazoa, Chordata, Mammalia, Chiroptera, Vespertilionidae. Gene Ontology annotation, molecular function: G protein-coupled receptor activity. The transcript has 2 exons. The record is from RefSeq and is a predicted model, not a curated record.
GCUAAAAAAGCCUUAUUUCAGAGAGUACUUCCUGAAAGAGAAAAAGCAGCAACGAGUAACAACUCCUAUACCAAGAAUUAUAUUUGAGACGUUUUAAAGCAACAGAAGAGCCUAAAACAAAGAAACAUACCAUUUUUUAAGUAUAUCAAUUCCAGAAAGAGAAGCAACUCAAGGAUCCUUCUUUUAUAGACCUGAUUAUACCGAAAAAUGUUCCUCUCUAAUACAGCCUUUUGAUGGACAGGAGUUUCCAAGUGUCACGCCCACCAACUAUAAGAUGACCACCUCUCACAAUCAAGCUCAACCUGGCUCUUCUAAUAGCUCAUACCCAGAUGAAUACAAAAUUGCAGCCCUUGUCUUCUACAGCUGUAUCUUCAUAAUUGGAGUAUUUGUUAAUGUCACUGCCUUAUGGGUUUUCAGUUGUUCCACCAAGAAAAGAACCACUGUAACCAUCUAUAUGAUGAAUGUGGCGUUGCUGGACCUAAUAUUUAUAAUGAGUUUACCUUUUCGAAUGUUUUAUUAUGCAAAAGGUGAAUGGCCAUUUGGCGAACACUUCUGCAAGAUUCUCGGGGCACUCACAGUGUUUUAUCCGAGUAUUGCCCUAUGGCUUCUUGCUUUUAUUAGUGCUGACAGAUACAUGGCCAUUGUGCAGCCGAAAUAUGCCAAAGAACUUAAAAAAACAUUCAAAGCCGUGCUAGCAUGUGUGGGAGUCUGGAUAAUGACCCUGAUAACCACCAUCCCACUCCUCCUGCUCUAUGAAGACCCUGAUAAAGCCUCCAGCCCUGCCACCUGCCUCAAGAUUUCUGACAUCGUCCACUUAAAAGCUAUUAACAUAUUGAACUUCACUCGACUUAUAUUUUUUUUCUUGAUUCCUCUGUUCAUCAUGAUUGGGUGCUACUUGGUCAUUAUUCAUAGUCUCCUCCAUGGUAGGACAUCGAAGCUCAAACCAAAAGUCAAGGAGAAGUCUAUUAGGAUCAUCAUCACACUCCUGGUGCAGGUGAUCGUCUGCUUCAUGCCUUUCCACAUCUGUUUUGCUUUCCUGAUGUUGGAAGGGGAUGAGAACAGUUACAAUCCCUGGGGAGCCUUUACCACCUUCCUGAUGAACCUCAGUACCUGUCUGGAUGUGAUUCUCUACUACAUUGUUUCAAAACAAUUUCAGGCUCGAGUCAUUAGUGUCAUGCUAUACCGCAAUUACCUUCGGAGCGUGCGCAGGAAAAGCUUCCGAUCAGCUAGUUUGCGGUCACUAAGCAACAUAAACAGUGACAUGUUAUGAGUAGUAAGUUUUUUGUCUUCAACCUCCUUAAAUUCACUUUACUAAUUACCCUAGAGUCAGUGGACAUUUUGUAUAUUAUCAAGUCCCUUCUUUCCUGAAAAAAAAAAAUAAACCUUAAAAACUCUUUUGUGUGAUCGUAUUGUGGCAACAUAAUUAAAUAUUCUAAAGUAUACUAAUACAUUAAUUAUUUUUAUUUUUAAAACUUAUAUAGAACAUUUUCAUGAAGUACUAGGAGAAAACAUCCAACAUGUGUUUCAUAUUCAAGCCUUAUCUAAAUAUACUAGUAUAGUUGACUUAGCUUUUUGGAUUUAAUUCUAUGUGCAAGUAAAUCAUGAUGUCAAGGCAGUAGGCAAAGAAAAUCCAGCUACUGUUCAAAAUAAUUUGAUGAAAGUGUUUUCCAUCUAGAUAGCUCCCUUUGGUUUAAUUUAUACUCAGGAUUGGUGGUCCAAAAACAACAUUUUUUUGUUUGAAGUUAAACUUCCAGGAUCUUAGAAAAACAACUAUGUUCAUCUCUUCACUGCUAUUUGCUGCAGAGCAAAAUUAGUGGGAGCAAGCAUUUGAGUGAGCCUGUGGAGACCAUGGCCAUCAGUCCUCCUCUACUCUGAAUUCAUUUUCUUUUGGAAACAGGCUAACGUCAUCCAAUAAACACUUACUGAGAGCCUACCAAGCACCAGACUCUACUUAAGACCAAUGGGGAAACCUAACCCAAGACCCUAUUUCUGACCAAUAAUCCAAGUUUUUUCCUGUGACAUGUUUCUGCUAUAUGGUAAAAUAUCUUUCUCCAAUAUAAAG